Messenger RNA from Lactuca sativa (garden lettuce), 2419 nucleotides. RefSeq names its product metal-nicotianamine transporter YSL3. Gene Ontology annotation, biological process: response to iron ion; seed development. NCBI's taxonomy places the organism in Eukaryota, Viridiplantae, Streptophyta, Magnoliopsida, Asterales, Asteraceae. Gene Ontology annotation, molecular function: iron-nicotianamine transmembrane transporter activity; oligopeptide transmembrane transporter activity. Gene Ontology annotation, cellular component: plasma membrane. The record is from RefSeq and is a predicted model, not a curated record.
AUUCACCACUAACCACAACCUUCUUCUCGCCAUUAAUGGUUGAAAUCUCUGUAUCUGGCUCUCAUCUUUAUAAAUUCACCAUGUCGACACCCCUGUCAGAAAUCAUUUCACCCAAAACACAACCAAAAAACCCAUUAAAUUUCUUGUAGGGUUUUCAAUUUUUCGUGUUUUGCGAGACCUCUGAAACCCACAUUUCUUCUUCUUUCGCCUUUCGUUUCACGAUUAUUCUUCUUCGUAUCAAUUGAAUCGCUAGAAGUUGGUGUUUUGAUGAUUUGAUCGGAACAUUCGUUGAAGAAACUCGGGGAAGAUGGAAAUGGAGAUGGAGAACGUGAAUGAGAAUGCGAAUGCUGUGAAGAGGCUACCGCCAUGGACGGCGCACAUAACAUGUCGAGGAGUGGUAGCGAGUACAGUGAUCGGUGUUGUGUACAGUGUGAUAGUGACGAAGCUUAAUCUCACGACUGGCCUCGUACCCAAUCUCAACGUUUCCGCAGCUCUAUUAGCUUUCGUCUUCAUCAAAACAUGGACCAAAUUGAUUCACAAAGCUGGAUUCGUUACUACGCCAUUCACUAGACAAGAGAACACCAUCAUUCAAACUUGUGCUGUUGCUUGUUACAGCAUUGCUGUUGGAGGUGGAUUUGGGUCUUAUCUAUUGGGAUUAAACAAGAGGACAUAUGAGGAAGCUGGUGUUGAUGUGGAUGGGAAUUCACCAGGGAGCUAUAAAGAACCUGGGGUUGGCUGGAUGACUGGUUUUCUGUUUGUUACUAGUUUUGUUGGUCUUUUGGCUUUGGUUCCUCUAAGAAAGAUUAUGAUCAUAGACUAUAAGUUAACAUAUCCGAGUGGAACAGCUACUGCAGUUCUCAUCAAUGGCUUUCACACUCCAAAGGGGGACAAGAUGGCUAAAAAGCAAGUUGUUGGGUUCACAAAAUUCUUCUCAAUGAGUUUCAUGUGGGCAUGUUUUCAAUGGUUUUAUUCUGGUUCGGGUACAUGUGGGUUCACCUUUUUCCCUACUUUCGGGUUGAAAGCCUUCAAGAACUCGUUUUAUUUUGAUUUUAGUAUGACAUACAUAGGAGCAGGAAUGAUAUGUUCACAUCUUGUGAACUUGUCAUUGCUAGCAGGAGCUGUGCUUUCUUAUGGUAUUAUGUGGCCACUCAUUGGUGAUCGCAAAGGUUCUUGGUUUCCUCCAAAUUUACCACAGAGUAGCAUGAAAGGUCUAAAUGGCUACAAGGUUUUCAUAUCGAUUGCUCUUAUCUUAGGGGAUGGGCUGUACAAUUUUCUCAAGAUUGCAUUGUUCACAGCAAGAACCAUAUAUCUCAAAUCUAGGAAGAACCCUAGAACAAAUCCAGAUGAUGUGAAUCAACCGCAAGAUGAUUCCGAGUUAAACGAGGUGUUCUUAAGAGAAAGCAUUCCAUUCUGGGUAGCAGCUACUGGUUACCUAAUCUUCUCCGUUGUUUCCAUAAUUGUAAUUCCAUUGAUGUUCCCAGAGCUGAAAUGGUAUUAUGUUCUUGUUGCUUACAUCAUCGCACCAUCUCUCGGGUUCUGUAACGCGUAUGGUGCUGGUCUAACAGACAUGAACAUGGCGUAUAAUUACGGAAAAGUCGCCCUAUUUGUCCUCUCUGCGAUGUCCGGGAAAAACAAUGGUGUUGUUGCAGGACUCGUGGGAUGCGGAUUGAUAAAGUCGAUUGUUUCAAUUUCGUCUGAUUUGAUGCACGAUUUCAAAACCGGACAUCUGACUUUGACUUCGCCACGAUCAAUGCUGGCUAGUCAAGCAAUCGGAACUGCAAUUGGAUGCGUAGUGGCGCCUCUUACGUUCUUUUUGUUUUACAAAGCGUUCGACAUUGGAAACCCUAACGGAGAAUAUAAAGCGCCUUACGCGAUUGUGUACAGAAACAUGGCGAUUUUGGGGGUGGAAGGUUUUUCAGCGUUACCUAAUCAUUGUUUGCAGCUUUGUUACUUGUUCUUUGGGUUUGCUAUGGUGGCGAAUUUGUUGAGAGAUGUUUUUCCGGAGAAGAUGGGGAAGUGGAUUCCUUUACCCAUGGCUAUGGCAGUGCCUUUUCUUGUUGGUGGUUAUUUUGCCAUUGAUAUGUGUGUUGGGAGUUUGAUUGUGUUUGUAUGGAGAAAGGUUAAUAAGCAGAAAGCGAACCUGAUGGUUCCUGCUGUUGCUUCUGGUUUGAUUUGUGGAGAUGGGUUGUGGAUUCUUCCUUCAUCGGUUCUUGCUUUAGCUGGAAUCAAGCCUCCUAUCUGUAUGAACUUUUUGCCUACAAAACCAAAUUAGGGUUUAUGUUAGAAGAGUAUCAAUAAUCUGUAGCAGUUCUGUCGUAUAUAUAGACUAGAUGAUAGUAGAUAGCAACAAAGUUAUAUAUGCAAUAUCGGAUUUCCAUUAAAAGUUUAUUUAACAAAACUUAAACUAUUGAAGUAACAA